Molecule: messenger RNA, 1458 nt
Organism: Tribolium madens (black flour beetle)
Lineage: Eukaryota; Metazoa; Arthropoda; Insecta; Coleoptera; Tenebrionidae
Product: elongation of very long chain fatty acids protein 4-like
Exons: 6
Coding region: 211-1110 (299 amino acids)
Biological process (GO): fatty acid elongation, saturated fatty acid; very long-chain fatty acid biosynthetic process; fatty acid elongation, polyunsaturated fatty acid
Cellular component (GO): endoplasmic reticulum membrane
Molecular function (GO): fatty acid elongase activity
Source: RefSeq, a predicted model, not a curated record
CCAUUUCUGGCACGCGGUUCGUACCAGUAACAUCGGAUAACCCGGAGUGUAUACUUGUUUUUUUCUACAACUUUUUUUUUUUGAUAAUUAUACGAGACGGGCUUGCCGGUGAUUUAGUGCCAGUGGGGUUAUCAAUGGAAAGACGCGAAAUUGUUCAAUUCGUAGUCAAGUAUUUGAGUGUUUGCUGAAAUUAAAAACAAGCCAACAAAAAUGGUAAAUUUCAUAAACCAAACGACUUUAAUAAAAAUUUACGAUUAUUACGAAUGGACAUUAUCGCUCUCUGAUUCACGAACCAAAGGAUGGCCUUUGGUCGACUCACCCGGCCCCACUCUCCUCUACACUCUAAUUUACCUUUUUAUAGUAUGGAUAGGUCCAAAAUUGAUGAAAAAUCGAAAACCAUUUCGGCUGACGUGGCUUUUAAUACCUUAUAAUUUAACAAUGGCGGCUUUGAACGCCUAUAUAGCCAUACAGCUUCUCACUGCUUCGACCCGACUCAGGUACAGUUACAUUUGUGAACCAUGUCGUCAGAGGUACCACCCUGACGAACUCCAAAUCGCCAACGCUGUUUGGUGGUACUAUUUUUCGAAAUUAUUGGAAUUCUGUGACACUUUCUUCUUCAUUUUGCGAAAAAAAGACCGACAAUUGACUUUCCUGCACGUCUACCACCACUCAACCAUGUUUUCCUUGUGGUGGAUCGGCAUCAAAUGGGUACCGAGUGGUUCAACGUUCCUACCAGCGAUGGUAAAUUCGGCCAUUCACGUCCUGAUGUAUUCGUAUUAUGGUCUCGCGGCCUUGGGGCCCCAUAUCGCGAGGUACCUAUGGUGGAAGAAGUACCUAACCAUUCUUCAGAUGAUCCAGUUCACUUGUGCCUUGAUUUUGGGUAUAAACGGCAUUCGAACGGGUUGCGACUUCCCCCUAUGGAUGCACUACACCCUCAUCAUCUACAUGUUGUCCUUUAUUGUCCUUUUCGGUAAUUUCUACGUGAAAGCCUACAUAGAAAAGGGCAGUCAAGUUUUUUUCGGCAUGGACAUGGGCUGUGGUCAAGGCAACACCUACCAACGCAUUACCACCACCACCAAUCACCACCAAAACGGGAAAAAGAUCGACUAGAAACGCAUUUUUAGACAAUUUUUACAAAUCGCGAUCUUCCUGUUUGUUCAAUCAAAAAAAAAGAAGUGAUCUUUUUGAUUGUAGUGCGAAAAGUUGCUCUUUUAUUAUGAUUAUUAUAAUAGAUUUGUUAUUAAUUUUAUUCGUAGGCUAGUGUCGAGUCAAUUAAUUAGAAAAACGCUGAGUUAUUAUGAAUCACUGCCAUUUCGCACAUUUUUCGCUCAGGGUCUGGUUUUUUGGACCGAAUCAAAAACACUCAAAUCAGUAUUAUGACACUGAUAAACCCCUUGAUUUAUUUAAAAGGAGACAAUAUGUUGGUUGUUAAAAUAAAAAUACAAAAACGUGAAAAAA